AUGAACCCUCAAAUUACCAACCUUGUCAUCAUCCUUGUGAUGAUGCAAGCCAGUAAGAAGAUUCCUUUCGAGGACGAUAACGUMCUGAUGGGAGUGCGUGGACUGUACAUCCUCAGCAACUUGAUCAUCUUCGGCGUAUACAUGUAUGUCAAGAUGCAGAUCGAUAAGAAGAGAGAUAUGACGGUCCUCAAAUACGUGGAGCCUGCGCCGAUGGGUAGCACCGAAGAGCCCAAGGCUGUUACCACCACCGUCCACGCCUACGAUCAACAGCAAUUGAAGGGUCUGUUCAAGUCUCAGCUCAUGGGUCUCGGCAUGAUGGGUGUCAUGCACAUCUACUUCAAGUACACCAACCCGCUCCUCAUUCAGUCCAUCAUCCCACUCAAGGGUGCAUUCGAGGGCAACUUGGUCAAGGUUCAUCUUUUCGGAAAGCCUGCAAGCGGCGACCUCAAGCGUCCAUGGAAGGCUGCUGCCGGUAUGAUGGGUGCUCUGCAGCAGGGUCAAGGCGAGAUCAAGACGGACAAGAAGAGCAUCGAGCUGGCCGAGAAGGCUGGUCGUGGUGGUGCCAAGGAGGAGUAG
Messenger RNA from Ramularia collo-cygni, 576 nucleotides. Its product is annotated as probable PHO88 (involved in phosphate transport). The coding region runs from base 1 to 576 and encodes 191 amino acids. Lineage: Eukaryota; Fungi; Ascomycota; Dothideomycetes; Mycosphaerellales; Mycosphaerellaceae. The transcript is spliced from 3 exons. Gene Ontology annotation, biological process: protein targeting to ER. The record is from RefSeq and is a predicted model, not a curated record. Gene Ontology annotation, cellular component: endoplasmic reticulum; mitochondrion.